Molecule: messenger RNA, 3231 nt
Organism: Iphiclides podalirius (scarce swallowtail)
Lineage: Eukaryota; Metazoa; Arthropoda; Insecta; Lepidoptera; Papilionidae
Source: the annotation of a GenBank genome assembly
AUGAGAUCAGUAGAGCGGUACGUGCGAGUGAAGUGGAAAGAUGUUCGGGUCGGUGAUCUGGUGCACCUCUCGAACAACGAAGCGGUUCCCGCGGACAUGGUGCUGCUGCACUCCUCGAACCCGAUGGGCGUGUGUUACCUGGACACCUGUAACCUGGAUGGCGAGACCAACCUCAAGCAACGUAUAGUUGCGCCAGGUUUCAGAGAAAAGCAUAAAGACUAUUGUCCUCUUAAAUUCAGAAGCACUGUUGAAGUGGAGCGACCGUCGACCAAAAUAUACAGAUUCACAGGAACAAUUUCACACCCAAACGGAGGUAGAGUUCCACUUAACUCCGAGAACUUGUUGCUGAGGGAGUGCACUAUCAAAAACACAGAUUAUGUAGAAGGCAUUGUCGUGUACGCAGGUCAUGAGACCAAAGCAAUGUUGAAUAAUGGCGGGCCGAGAUAUAAAUGCUCGAAACUUGAACGAAAGAUGAACACAGACGUGAUAUGGUGCGUCCUGGUGUUGCUGUUCUUAUGCUGCGCCGGCGCUGUUGGCUGCAAGGUCUGGUACGACCAGUACAGCCCGCUCCUCUACAAAGUGACGCCUUUCAUCACGUACGCGGACAAACCGGCCUACGAGGGCCUCUUAACGUUUUGGACCUACAUUAUAGUGCUUCAAGUAAUGAUACCGGUGUCACUCUACGUGACGAUCGAGAUGACCAAACUGCUGCAAGUGUAUCACAUCCACCAGGACGUCGAAAUGUACGACCCCGUGACGAACACCCGAACCGAAUGCCGUGCGCUGAACAUCACCGAGGAGUUGGGCCAAAUCAAUUAUCUGUUCAGUGACAAGACGGGGACGCUGACGGAGAACAAAAUGGUGUUCAGGCGUUGCACGGUUAACGGAGUGGACUACGAUCAUCCCCCGGGUCCGCCCGCCGAGCCCAACCCCGAACUGCCCCCCAUUGUCACCCCCCUAACCAAAGUCUCGCCCAACCGUCGUUUGCUCCAGCACAUUCUCGACAACAACGACGCGCAGCAUACACAGAAGGUGCGAGAGUUCCUCUUGAUGCUUGCCGUGUGCAACACGGUGGUUGUCAGCCAGCCGCACGUUGACGAGAUGCAGCUGAGCGGCUCCCAGUCUGGGGGUCAAUUCCCGUCCGACAAACCGGCGCGCUCCAAUGGCACGCUUCGAUCUAACGACAAAUACGCCCGCCUAACGGAAUCCAGAUCGACCACGCCCUCACCGCCGCCUUCGACCACGUCGCCGCUGCGAAUCCGCUUGCCGAGGUUUCCCUUCGGCAGCCGCGACGACACCAACAGCGAGCCGAGCACUUCGGCCGAGUCACAGUUGGCCCGUUUCGAGGCCGAGAGCCCCGAUGAGUUGGCGCUGGCCGAGGCCGCCCUGGCGUACGGCUACGAGCUGAGGAGCCGCUCGCCCGACGAGGUGGAGGUGGGCGUCCGGGGCGAGGUGGCGCGCUACAAGGUGCUGCGCGUCCAGCAGUUCGACUCCAACCGCAAGUGCAUGUCCGUGGCGAUGCGCAUGCCGACCGGCCAGGUGGUGCUGUACGUGAAGGGGGCGGACACGACCGUGUUCGGGGCGUUGACCCCGAUGCGCUCCGGCAGCGCCGAGGCGGCCGCCUACGAGCGCACCCGCUCGCUCAUAUCGGAGUACUCGCGCGCGGGUCUGCGCACGCUGGUCAUGGCCAAGCGGACGAUGCAGCCUGCCCUCUGGGAGGAGUGGCUCGCCGGACACGCGCGCGCCUCCGAGAUAGGCGACGGUCGCGAGAGACGCAUCCGCGAGUCGCUCGCGCGGCUGGAGAGCGCUCUGACGCUGGUCGGUGCGACGGGCGUCGAGGACCGGCUGCAGGAGGCGGUGCCGCGCACCGUCCGCGCGCUGCUCGACGCGGGCAUCGUGGUGUGGGUGCUCACCGGCGACAAGCCCGAGACUGCCAUCAACAUCGCCUACUCGGCCGCGCUCUUCUCGCAGGGCGACCGGCUGCUGCACCUCAUGUCGCGCGACAAGGAGCACGCGGAGUCGACGAUCAAGAGCUACCUGGAGGGGGGCGCGGUGGAGGGCGCGGGCGGCAGGGCGCUGGUGGUGGACGGGCGCACGCUCACCUACAUCCUGGACCGGCGCUCGGGGCUCGUGGCGCCCUUCCUCUCGCUCGCGCGCCGCUGCUCCGCCGUGCUCUGCUGCCGCGCCACGCCGCUCCAGAAGGCCUACAUCGUCAAGGCGGUGAAAGAAGAGUUGGGUGUGACGACGUUAGCGAUCGGGGACGGCGCUAACGAUGUCUCAAUGAUACAAACGGCCGAUGUUGGAGUCGGACUAUCUGGGCAAGAAGGUAGACAGGCAGUAAUGGCUUCAGACUUUGCCUUGUCGAGGUUCAAAUUCAUCGAGAGGCUGCUAUUAGUCCACGGACACUGGUGCUACGACCGUCUCGCGCGCAUGAUACUUUAUUUCUUCCUUAAAAAUGCAACAUUCGUGUUCCUUGUCUUCUGGUAUCAGAUGUACUGCGGCUUCUCUUCUAUGGUGAUGAUCGACCAGCUGCAUUUGAUGGCCUACAAUCUUAUGUUCACUGCUUUUCCACCUAUCGUUAUCGGGGCGUACGACCGCACGGCGCCGGCGUCGCUGCUGUCGGAGCGGCCGGGGCUGUACGGCGCGGCGCGUCGCGGCCUCGCGUACCGGCCGCACUCGUACUGGGCGGUGCUCGCCGAGUCGGUCUACAUCAGCGUGGUGAUCUUCUUCUCGGCGGCGAGCGCGUACUGGGACACGGACGUGGACAUAUGGCUCUUCGGCCUCUGCAACAUGACGUGCUGCCUCGUCGUCAUGCUGGUGUACGUCGCGAUCGAGACGCGCAGCUGGACUGUCAUCCAUCUGCUGGCGCUGACCGGGUCUUUGGGGUCGUUCUUCGUGCUCACGCUGAUGUAUCAGUCCGUGUGCGUGUCGUGCUUCAAUCUGCCGUCGACCUACCACGUGAUGCAUCACGCGCUGAUCGAUCCGAUAUACUGGCUGGUCGUCGUCCUCACCACGGUAGCCGCGCUCGCGCCAAGGCUGGCUUGGCACGCGGUGCGCAACACAGUGCGCCCGGGCGCGUUGGGGCGCGCGGUGCUGGCGCGUCGCCGCAGGCCGCGCGCUCGCCUGCCCUACGCCGCUCAGUACCACACCACUACGGCUUCCGCUCACGUCUACAGGUCAACUGACGAGGACGGUCUUCAAAAGACGCAUUCCGACGUUGCCGCCAUUACG